Rhodotorula toruloides NP11 is the source of this 1260-nucleotide messenger RNA. RefSeq names its product homeodomain transcription factor HD1. The transcript has a single exon. Gene Ontology annotation, molecular function: DNA binding. Gene Ontology annotation, biological process: regulation of DNA-templated transcription. Bases 1 to 1260 code for a protein of 419 amino acids. Lineage: Eukaryota; Fungi; Basidiomycota; Microbotryomycetes; Sporidiobolales; Sporidiobolaceae. The record is from RefSeq and is a predicted model, not a curated record.
AUGUCGACUUGCUCGUACACGCUGUUGCACGACCUGCGAGCUUUCGAGCGCACCUACCUCGCCGCGCUUCGAGAUGCUACGGUCGAUGGCAUACUCGUGAAGGACUGGUGCGCGCUCCUCGGCAGGAUUCAGAAGGCCUUCAAGCUUGGCGAACUAAGCAGCGACGCUAUCGCCGUGGUGCAAGGUGUUGUGUGUCGGGUCCGCAUUGUGGCCGAAGGAAUGGCCAAUUUGCAGGCCAGUUGCGACACGACCAUCAUCGACAUGGUACGGCAGGCAAAGUCGACGCUUGACUCGACGAAGGAUGGGUACGAGUCGGGUCCGGGUCUUGACGCAAAAUCCCUGAGCCGAGACGCCGACUCCUUCGACUCGUUGGACGACCCCACCACCUUCACCCCGUACCGGCAAUGGUUCCUCGACCACUUCUCGAACCCGUACCCGUCGUCGAAGGACAAGGACGCGCUGCUCGAGCAGGUGACGGUGCACACGCGGCGGCAGCUCGACACCUGGUACACGAACCAGCGCCGGCGGUCAGGCUGGCACGCCCUCAAGCGCAAGUACGGGCGCAUCUCGACGUUGCUCAAGCGGAUCGACGAGGCGGGCCAGGACGACGAGGAGAUGCAGCAAGCGAUGAAGGAGGUCGAGUGCGUCAGGGCGUACUUCAAGAACGACCGGCAGGAUCACGUCCGUGACGAGAUUCGCGAGAUCAUCAGCCAGGGCCGUCCGACGACGUCGACGAAGCGGCGGAUCGAGUCGGGCCCGGCGAGACGAGUCGGCGGCAAGAUGGCGCGUCCUCAAGCCCAUUUCCUCGAUAACCCUCCUUCGACGCCCGCGCCCCUCAUGCCCGGCUCGUGGACACCCUACCCCGUCGGCCAAGACGAGGACGUCUUCGCGCCGACGCCUACGACUCGCCUGGAACUCGCGCCUCGCCUUCCCUUCGACUUCAGCUCGCCCGACUCCUCCCGCCGCACCUUCUCCGGAUCCUCCUCUUCUUCCACCGACUCGCUCAUCUCCUACGACCCCCUCGACCUCCCCGUCUCCAAAACCGGACCCGGAUCCCCUCCCGCCUCGUCGUCGCUGCUCAACUUCGACGGCCGCUCGACCUUUGUCCACUCCAGUCCCGCUCGCGCCUCUCGCCAUUCUCCCCGCCGCGGCUCGUUCGUCGUUCGCAACAGCGUCUACCCGACUCGCCCUCACCCGUACUUCUGCACCGUCAACGAGUUGCCGACUGGUUCGUCGCUCGCUCGAUUCGCCUCGUCCUAG